AGACUACCUGCUCCAGUCACAGCUCGUCUGCUGGGGAAGAGACACCCUUUCACACAUACACACACACUCAGUCACGCAACAAAGACUUGAGGAGACCUGGAUCAUUCAGACUUUUUCUUCGGCAGCCGGUGGCAGAGACAGACUCAAAAAGACAGACGGAGACAGAGAGAGAGAGAGAGCAACAGUGAGAGAGUUUGAACCAGGUGGAUCCAGCCUCUUCCAACAGGGGAUCCAGGAUGUCUAAAGCCUCCAGGCUGGCCAGACCCUCCUCAUCCGGGAGCAGCUCCAAGCUGCCCUCCACCAGGAAGGAGAGCCCUGCUGGAGGUGGUGGGGUGGUUGUGGUGGCAAGCAGAGCCCGGGUGGUGAGUGUGGGGGAGAAGCUGAUGAGGGCGGGCAGUGAUGGCGGCGGGACCAGGCUGAAGGCCCCGGCAUCCGCUUCACCGGCUUCUGCUGCCUCGCCGGCACCACAGGAAAAACACCAGAACCAGACCCAGAACCAGACCCAGAACCAGACCCAGAACCAGACCCAGAACCAGACCCAGAACCAGACCCAGAACCAGGGGAUGGAUGUUCUUCCUCCCAGGAGCAGGAUCAGUCCACCUAAAGCUUCGGCACACACACAGGCACCAGUGCACAAGCAGACCAAGAGCAACCUGAAGGUGACCUCCCAGGAGGACGGAGAGCACCUGAGCCGCAGGCAGGCCUCGCCCAAUGGGACGCCGUCCCGCUCGCACACCCCCGCCUCAGCCUCGCCUGCCCCCGCCGCCGAUCCCAAGGCCUCCAGCCGCACCGUCCCCCGCAGGCACACGGUAGGGGGCGCUCGCAGCUCCCGGGACAUCCUGGCCAUGCAGCCCCCGGACAUGGACAAGAAGAGGGAGGCCUUCCUGGAGCACCUGAAGCAGAAGUACCCCCACCACGCCUCGGCCAUCAUGGGCCACCAGGAGAGGCUCCGCGAGCAGGGUAGGAGCCCUAAGCACGGCCCCAGCCCUGUGCCCGGUGUUGGGGAGCAGGCUGAGCAUCUCUCCCUGGCCUCCAUCGAGUCCCUGGACACCAUGUCGGAGGCGGAAUCCCCCAGCGCCUUCACCCGUGGCAGCCGAUCCAGGGCCAGCCUGCCUGUGGUGCGCUCCACCAACCAGACCAAGGACCGCUCCUUAGGUGUUCUGUACCUGCAGUACGGCGACGAGACCAAGCAGAUCCGCAUGCCCAACGAGAUCACCAGCUCGGACACGGUGCGGGCGCUGUUCGUCAGUGCCUUCCCCCAGCAGCUCACCAUGAAGAUGCUGGAGUCCCCCAGUGUGGCCGUCUACAUCAAGGACGACAUGAGGAACGUCUACUACGAGCUCACCGACGUCAGGAACAUCACAGACCACUCCUGCCUCAAGGUGUACCACAAGGACCCGGCGCAGGCCUUCAGCCACGGCCCCAGACCCACCAACGGAGACGCCAGGAUGCACAGAGAGAUGAUGUAUGCCAGCCGAGAAGUCCAGCACCCCCUGCGGCAGCCCCCCAUGGGCCCCCCGCCCCUCCACCCCAUGCAGGGCGCCAUGUCGCCCACUACCCCCCACUCCCUGCCCCCCUCGCCCUCCCGGAUCCCUUUCGGCCCUCGCCAGGGGCCUCUACCGGCCAGCACCACCAUUCCCCGGGACCGCAUCGCCACCGCCACCCCCCCGGGCCGCUCCGUGUCCCCCUGCCCGAGCGCCAUUCUGGAGCGACGGGACGUCAAGCCGGAUGAGGACAUGGGAGGUGGGAAGAGCCAUAGCUUGGCCCGGGGCAACGAGGGGCUGUACGUGGAUCCUUACCUGCUCCACGAGGGGAGAACGAGCCUGGCCUCUGCCCACGUAGGGCACCCCCUACCUGGGGACAGUCCUGAGCACGGCCUGGGGGGUUACCACCGGUCCUCCAUCCGCUCCACAGGCUCCUACAGCGGGCCCAGCCCCACGGACACCAUGGAGCACCCCGCCCUCUACCGCCAGAAGUCCCGCAACAGCCAGCUACCAACGCUUGGCUCCAAGACCCCGCCCCCCUCGCCACACAGGAUGACCGAGGUCCGGGUGAUUGACAUCCACGGCGGCCCGCCCCCCCACGGAGGUGUGCCGCCCCCCCACGCCACGCACAUGGAGCGCUCCUCGCCUGUGCGUCAGUCCUUCAGGAAGGAGGAAGUGGCGUCCAAGUCCAGGAGCAACAUGGGCUCUCCUGUGGUGGUUGACCUCCAGGGUCAUGGGCCCAUCCCGCCGGCCAGUGACCCCCAGACACGACAGCGAAUGAAGGCUAUGGAGCAACAGAUUGCCAGCUUGACUGGUCUUGUUCAGCAUGCACUUUUAAAGAGUCCAAACUCUAUUGUCACCGAGGAGCCUCUCAGUGAGAGAUCAACGAAGACAGCCUCUCCAAGUCACAGUUCACACAGUGCAGGGGAUUCGCCGGUGUUAGCAAUCCGGAGUGUGGCCGCGGCGGUGCCCUCGGACGUUGUCCCCGCCCCCGCGCACGCCAACCUGCUGCAGGUCAGGAGGAACGUGAGCGACCUCCGACAGCAGCUGGUGCUGAUGAGACAGCAACAGCUCCAGAACCAGGAGGCUCUGCGGGCACAGCUGAAGCGGGCGGAGCAGGAGAUCAGCUCCAAGCUGGAGGAGGCCAUGCGGCGCUUGGAGGACCCCGUCCACAGGCAGAGAGUCCAGGUGGAGGAGGACAGACACAAGUACCUGAGUCUGGAGGAGAGGGUGCAGGCCCAGCUAAGUGAGCUGGAGCAGUAUGUGGACUCUCUGAACAGGGAGACGAGCGCAGCGGGGGGCAGCAGAGCCGUGACUCUGAAGGAUGUGGAGGAGGGGGCUGUCAGUCUCCGGAGGGUGGGCGAGUCUCUCGCAGGACUCAAAGGGGAGUUUCCGGCCCUGCAGACCAGGAUGAGGGCGGUGCUGAGGGUGGAGGUGGAGGCGGUCAAAUUCCUCAAGGAGGAGCCUCACAAACUGGACAGCAUGCUGAAGAGGGUCAAGAGCCUGACGGAGGUCCUCAGCGGCCUGAGGAGAUACUCUACAGAGGGCCAGCACAAGGCCCCAGACUCUUCUCUCAGUGCACCUGCCAAGCCAGCUCCACUGGUGAUCCUCCCCCCCGCUGCCGUCCAGACCGACGCCCCCAUGGACGCCCCUCCUCCCCAGGCAGCCUCCAAGCCGGGCUCCCCCUCUGCCCUGCCCGAGCCCCAGACCUCCACCGUCCGCUCGGAGGUCAUGCCGGCCUCUCCGGUGGUCAUCCACCACGUCCAGAGCUCCCCGGUCCUCAUGCAGCAGUCGCAGCAGUCGGCCGCCCUCACCCACCAGCCCAGCCCCCCGCCCACGCCCUCCUCCACCCCCACCCACGGAGGGUUAGACUCCCCAGGCCCGGGGAAAUCAAGGGUAUCCCCCUCUCUGUCCACCUCCGACCCCCCCAGCCCCGCCCCCCAGCAUAAGAAGACCCAACCUGGCAACCCGGAGCAGGUUGUCCCCGUUAACGGCAACGGGAACGCUAGCGGCAGCCAGAGUCUCUUCAUCGAGGAGCUCCACACCAGCCGCAGCAAGAGCAAAAACAGAGCUGUGUCCAUACAGGCAGCAGAGAAGGAGUGGGAGGAGAGGAGGCAGAACAUGGGCCACUACGACGGGAAGGAGUUUGAGAAGAUCCUGCAGGAGGCUCAGGUCAACAUGAUGAAGGGCAUUCCCUGCCUGGAGGUAGGCAGCGAGGGAGAGACUUCUCUGGCGGCCCACCCUGCUGUCCCAGGGGACCAGGCAGACGGCCCCCAGCCUAUGGAACCAGACACAGUAGAAGACCCCAAUCCUGAGCCCACCACAGACAUACCAGCCAAGCCCGGCCCUGAAAAACUCCCCAAGCCGGUUCUAGAAAAAUCUAGUAAGCCUGCCACCACUGAGCAAGCCCCCAACCCUGCGACCGUGGACCGACCCACCACCAAGCCCACCACUGCUGCCCCGGCCACAGACAAGGUCUCCAAACAGGGAGCGGAGAAAGUCAGCAAGUCCCCUCCGCCGCCCCCUCCCCGGAAGACCUUCCCCUCCCCCCUCCUCUCAGGCAUGACCACCACACGCUCCGGAGAGGUGGUCUACACCAGCAGGAAGGAGUCCAUCUCCGCUCAGGAGGGGGAGGAUGAGGGCCAGACGCCCGCCCCCCCGCCUAAACCCACCAAGGUGCCCCCGGAGAUCAAACCCAAACCCUCCACCCCUCCCCCCAUCGCUGUCUCUUCCGUACGGGAGGAAGAGGAUGAGGGGGACAAGAUCAUGGCUGAACUCCAGGUCUUCCAGAAGUGCACGAUAAAGGAUGUAGGUGUGAAAAGCGUGUUAGAACCCGCUAGAAUCGAGCCCCAAAUCAGAGAGUUAAGACCCGGGGCCCUAAUGCCCCUCAAAGAGAGAAAGAGCUCUGAACCCAAACGGGAGGACAAAGAUCCUGGCACAGACGAGAAUGGGAACUCCACUGUCCGCCAGAGUCCUGGGGUCAUUUACUAUGUCACCGGGCAGAUCUCCAAGGAACAGCUGACGGCACCGGCGCCGCCAGGACCGGAGGAAGCCCCAGAGAGCAGAGAGCCGCAACCACUGUCCACCUCACAGGUGUCAAAUGUCAAUCCUAACGACAAUUCCCCAAGGCAGCAGCCACCACAGUCCCCAUCCCAGACAGGGCCUCCUAUUUCCCCCAAACCCGUGGGCUUGAACGGCUUCUUCCCCGUGCCUAAGAAGCUCUCGAAGCGGCCAGACGCCCUAAAGAAGAACCUUGUCAAAAGCCCGGGUUCCCCGGCCACCAGCGUCGUCCUCAGUCCAAUAAACGUGGAAAAGAGAGUCGAGUUGUCGCUCGUGCAAGGGGUCCGGUCCACCAGUAAGAUCGUGAUGCCAGCUACGGGGCCCGAAGUCCCUCCAACGGCCGUCAAGGUUGCUAAGAGUACUGAGGCGCUGCGGGAGAGGGUCGUCUGUGAGAAAGUGCAGUCGACGUCGAGGUGCGAUGAAGGGGACGAGGCCAGUCUCAGCGCAGACCUUCCCGGGGAAGAGGCCCCUCCACCCCCAGACAACAUCGCCUUCAUGAUCACCAACACCAACGUCCAGGCCUUGUCUCGCGUCGAGUACCAGGAGCUGGUCAACGCCAAGAAGGGCAGCGUCCGGACCGUCACCGUGGGUAACCGGGAGGGAGGCGGGACUUCAAGAGACGGACACAACUCGGCGCCACAGGACAAUGGCUUCGGCAACAAGAAGCCAGUCAUCAUCAUCUUCGACGAGCCCAUGGACAUCCGCUCGGCGUACAAGCGCCUGUCGACCGUGUUCGAGUGCGAGGAGGAGAUGGAAAGGAUGCUGGCCCAGGAGGGAAUCGCCGAGGAGAGCGAGGAGUCGGACACGGAGAGGAGCAGCGGGGGGGUGGAUCGGUCCAAGGGUGGGACGGAGGGAGGGGACGGGACCGUCGGAAAAAAUAGCCUCGGCUUUUCCUCCCAGGUCACCUCAGUCCAAACCGACGUGUCACAUUCCUCCUCUUCCUCCUCCUUGGAGCUGACGGGAGGCGACGGCAAAACGGACGGAAAGAAGAAAUUCAAGUUCAAGUUCCCGAAAAAGCAGUUUGCGGCUUUGUCGCAUGCUCUCCGCAGCGGCACCAAGUCGGGCAAGAAGACCCUGCAGGUGGUCGUGUACGAGGACGAAGAGGAGUCCGACGGAACGGUCCGACAGCACAAGGAAGCCAAAAGGUUUGAGAUCACACGUUCAAAGUCCUCCGUGUCCACAGAUUCCCACACGGGUCCGACCCCGGCGAAAAAGGACCCCGUGGAACCCACCUGCAGAUCAGAUGACAUUCGCAAGAGUACCUACAAGACCCUGGACAGUUUGGAGCAGACCAUCAGACAGCUGGAGACCACCAUCAGCGAGAUGGGCCCACACGCCGCCGAAGAGCCCGCUCCCGCCAGCGUGACGGAGGCACCCAAAACGGUGGGGCCAGGGUUGCAGAGGUCUUUCUCUCUCCCCACUUCCUCCAAAGGUCCCGGCCUCAAGGCUAACAAGGCCUCCCUGAAGAAGAAGAGCAGGCCUGCUCUCCUCCCUCGACCGGCCAUCAUCCCAACCGCCACCGUCACCCCAGUCGCAACCCAACAGAACGCCAGUGUCGCGUCCCCCACUAGUCGGAUGCCCGUCCCGAUGUCUGCGAAGUCCAGGCAGUCACCCACAGACAAGGCAGGAAAGCAACAAAAGCUACAGGACGCUCAGAGGCAGUUCCGACAGGCUAACGGAAGUGCUAAAAGAGUGGGAGGGGAUCAUAAAACAACUUCCCCUACUGCCUCUAAAAUCCCUGCUUUUUAUCCUAGCUCUGCUAAAGGCAGCUCCCAGUCUGCCCCAAACUCAGAUGCUACUAAUCCAAUUAAUCCUUCCUCCACCUUAUCCCCUUCCUCCUCAACAACCACAAAGUCCUCCAUCCCUUCCCCCCUCACCCCUCGCUCUGGCUCCACCCCUUCCUCCUCCCACAUCCCCUCCCUGUCUAACGGAUCCCUCAAACUCCCCGCACCCCACUCGCACACAGGUAAAGCUCUCUCGUUCUCCUCGCAGACUCCAAACGGUCGAGUGCCCUCCUCCUCUUCCUUCUCCUCCUCCUCCUCCUCCUCCUCCCCCUCCCCUCUGUCGCCCACGCCGUUGGGCCCGGGUGCCAAGAGCAUCCGCACCAUACACACGCCCAGCUUCACCAGCUAUCGGCCACAUCACGGCAGCAACGGCAAAUCCUGCAUCCCAACUGCCACCGCGGCCAAGGACUCCACUUAGCAGCCCUUUAGCUCCUCCUCCAGGUCUGUCUGUCACAGAGAAGGUUCACUUACAGUGAGUCAUGUUUAGUUCUUUUUUUUUUUUAUUCAGUAUUUUUUUUAUGCUUGGCCUUUGUAUAACAGUGUUGAUGCACUUCGUUCCCCUUUUAUCACUCAUGUGUUUCGUUUGUUGUUGAGUUUAUUUGACACUGGCAUUUGCACGUCAAGGCUUUCAAUUCUUAUGGAUGGCAUUCUUUCUUCCUUUGCAGAUAUUUUUGAACUUAAAAGUGUAGUUCUUGAAGCGUGUAGUACUGGGUAAAUCAUUUACAAGUGACGAUGUUAUCACUCUGGAGUUGGAAGUAGGCCUAGACUUAAUUGGAGGCUCUUUGAUAGUUUUGAAAAUAUAUUUUUCUUAAUAGUGUCGAAGAAUAGAAGAAAUUGUUGAUGCACAAUCAUGAUUAUCGUGUACAAAAUGGUAUUUUAUUUUUUAAUACAGAAACUGGAUAACCAUAGUAUAUUUUGAUCUUACUAUAUUUCUUAUGUUGCCAGACAUUCAGCAUACAUUAGCCCUUCUAUAUGCCUUUUGUGAGUAUACUAAAUGUGUAUUGACCAUUAACUGCAUCGACUUCUAUUUCAUCAGGAAUAUUUUGUCAUACAAUUAUCCAUGCACUGCCAAUUUCUGUUUCCCCAGGUAGCAAACCGGUUGUAUGAGGUAUCCAAGUUCUCAUUUUAGUAAUUAUCAUUGUGCCUACUUGCCAAAGUCGUUUUAUGUCACUUCAAGCCUUUAAGCAAUCAUUGGACAAAAUGUACUUCAUGGGGAACUCUACAUGCACUCUUUUAGUGUGGUGGUCUUUUCCUUCAGCAGCUUUACUGGAGGUCUAUGUCUCUUAAGUUAACUUUUAUUGAUGUCUAAGUGUAUACAGUACUAAAAACACAAGUAAUUGAUAAUACUGUUCGACGAUGUGUACAUAAAUGCUUCUAAUAAGAAAAUGAGUAGUUUUGUUAACAUACCAAAGUUUAUUUGUAUGCAUGCAUUUAAAAUACUUUAGGAGAGUGUUGUAAAAGAAGAAUUACGUUUGCACAAAAUAGAUUUUGUAAAUAUUUUGUUUUCUCUCAUUUUUGUAAAGCUUUAAACCAUAAAGAGCAAUGUGGUAAAGAAAGUGUGUUGGAAUAAAAACAAUAAAGUCUGCAUGCUUGUAA
This is a messenger RNA of Hypomesus transpacificus, 7924 nucleotides long. Its product is annotated as sickle tail protein. Gene Ontology annotation, cellular component: cytoplasm. Bases 237 to 6746 code for a protein of 2169 amino acids. Lineage: Eukaryota; Metazoa; Chordata; Actinopteri; Osmeriformes; Osmeridae. The transcript is spliced from 21 exons. The record is from RefSeq and is a predicted model, not a curated record.